CGACUCUCAAGACUCGCAAUUGUCUAGAAAACCUAAAACCGAGACCUGAGUACCAAUCCUGAUCUGUGUGUGUAUGAGAGUGCGUGCCACAACGCAGGAGGAAGAAUUUGCAAUCCACUUGCAAUUCGUCACUGUACCAUAAUCACAGGAACUCGCAUUCCGCAUCGCGCUUGGUGCCCAGGCGGCGCUGAAUUGCCGAAAUCCGCCCACAAUUGCCAAAGUUCGUGGGUUGAAUUGGUGGUGAGAGUAGUGGUGGCGGUGGUGGUGGUGUUCGAGCAAGGAGGAGGUGCUUGGCGCGUCGCCGUCGCGUGCGUCCGACCGUCCGAUCUUGAAGCCUGCUUCGAGUGACGACGACGACGACGCAGGCUACAGUGGUAUCCAAGAGCGGGUGGCGGGUUCCUUCGUAGUGAAGGAGGUCGGAGUAGUUGGCAGAAAUCUAGGUCUGGUUCGUGUGGGGUGGAGUGUCAGAAACGGUGUAGUGCAGAGAUGCAGUAAGCGUUGGGGUUGCUUCCAAGGGUGGUUUGGAGAAUGCGUUGUGAUGCAAUGGGGAGAAGAGCGCGGGGAGAUGCGUUGAUGUGAAGUCGAAGGAGGGGGCCUCAUAAUGCGGUUACUUAGACCUCAUUCAGUUGGUGGGGUGGAGGUGUACUGUCAAGGUUUUCGAGUUGAUUGAAGUUGAGCAAGUGUGAUUGAGUAGCAUCCAGCUUGAAAUUUAACGUCUUCAGCUUUUGGGAUCACUGGGACCUCUGACUGCGGCAGGGGAAGGUUUUGGCUUAUCCUCCAUCGAAUGUAUGCGUGCAUCAGAGUAGUUCAUAGCUACAAGAAGAGUUUCAGGAGUUUUGGUAAAGCUUCGACUGAAGAUACUUUCUUCGCAUUCAGGACCUGGCGGAUAAUCUGCCAUGUGGUAACUUGAAGCGGCGAAGUGGUCUUUAGUGGAUAGAUGUCAGGUCAAAUAGCGAAUAAGUUCAUGCCUGGACUUGGAAACAUGGAGGUUCUUUAGUUAUCAAACCUCAGAUACAACCUUUAGUUUCACCCAGAGCUGAACAAUCAGAGGCGUUGAUUUGAGUGGAACCUUUCAAGAACAUGCCCGAGAUUUGGAGAAAAGUCAUUCAUGAUGAAGGCCGUAGUUUGUUUUCUGUGAGUAUGGGAUUGUAAAAAAUAUGAGUAGGCGGUGUUUAACCCUGCAUUACACGUAUGUAUCAAGUACCAGGGGGCUUGCAUUGUCAUUAGGCUUUGCUCUCCGAAAAUGAGAACCUUAAGGAUAGCAGAUGGAUGCCGUGGGGGCAAUCAAGUUCAUGCUGUCUGUCCAGUCGAAAAAGUUGCUCCCUCUCCUGAAGAACAUAGUAAUGUAAAAGGAGAACGACUAACGUAUGAAGACUCCGUACCAUCCUCCAGCACAUCGGUGUCAAAAUUGAGUGAUCCUCCCUUAGAUCCCUACUUCAAGCCCGUAGAUUAUGUGGAUACUUUAGCUGGAAUUUACGGGCAGUUGGAGACAGCAGCUGAGGAGGAUAAAGCGACACUUUACUUUGAACAAGCGUGUGUGUUCCGUGGCCUUGGUGAGACUAAGCUUCUCCGAAGAAGCUUUCGCUCAGCUCGUCAGCAUGCUGUCACUGUCCAUGAGAAGCUUGUUUUUGCAGCGUGGUUGAAAUAUGAAAAACUUGACGAAGAGCUGAACGAUGGGAGCCCUAAUUUUUGCAGUGGUCGGAAACUGGAGUGUCUGCAGCAUGUCCUUAUUCCGGGGUUGUCUAUGGACCUUCCCUCGGAUCCGUGUGCUUGUCGAUGUCCACCUGGUGAGACCAGUUCCCAAGUAGGAGAGUACAGACCUUACAACAGCUUUGUAAACGAUAUAGUUUUUCAUUUAGGCGGAGAUGCAGUCCCUUGCAAUCGGCACAAAAUAGCUGGCCUGUCAGUGCCUUUCAAUACCAUGUUGAAUGGUGAUUUUUUAGAAGCUCGAAUGUGUGAUAUAGGGUUUUCCAAGAAUGGUAUAUCAGUGACAGGGAUGAGAGCCGUAGACCAUUUCAGUAAAACUGGCCGGCUUGCGCGACUUUCACCAGAGAUGUUGCUCGAGAUUCUGUCAUUUGCAAACAGGUUUUGUUGCGACACUUUGAAGGAUGCUUGUGAUCUAAGUCUGGCUAUCUUUGUCCGAUGUGUGGACGAUGUAAUGACAUAUUUUGACUAUGCCCUUGAAGAAAGUGCAAGAGCUGUAGUGGGAGCUUGCUUGCAAGUGUUCCUCCGUGAGCUUCCGAGUUCUCUCAAAUCAUGUCGACAAGUCAUAGAUAUGCUGUCUACUGCUGAAGGGCAGGCCAAGUUUGCGAGGGUUGGCCAUUCUUCAUUUGCCUUGUACGCCUUCUUGAGCCAAAUUAGCUUGGAGGAGAACAUGUGCUCUGAUCGCACUGUUGCGUUAUUAGAAGGACAGAGACGUUGUGCGGCCUCCCAAAGGCAGAAAGCCAUCGCCUUCCACCAGCUAGGUUGUGUCCUUUUUGCUAGGAAACAAUACAAUGAGGCCCUGGCAUAUUUUGAAGCUGCUAUGGAACAGGGUCACGUGUACUCAAUGGCUGGAGCAGCGAGGAUUAAAUGUCUUAAGGGGCAGAGGGCAGCUGCAUAUGAAGAGUGUGCAGCUGUUGUUUCUAGUUACAAACCUAGCGGGUGGAUGUUUCAGGAAAGGUCUUUGUACAGUGACGGACUGGAGAAGUUUGCAGAUUUGACCAAAGCAACCGAGCUGGAUCCAACGCUAUCAUAUCCAUACAAGUACCGCGCCGCCGCCCUUAUGGAUGAGCAAAAAGUCCAUGCUGCUAUUACUGAGAUCAACAGGAUCUUGGGAUUCAAGGUUACGUCUGAUUGCUUGGAGCUUCGGGCUUAUUUUUGCCUUGCACUUCAGGAAUACGAAGGUGCAGUGAGGGAUGUUAGGGCGUUGUUAACCCUUGAUCCAUCAUACAUGAUGUAUGCUGGCCGUGUGGGUGCCAAUCAGUUGCUUAGGUUACUGAGCCAGCAUGUGGAGCAGUGGUCCAAAGCUGACUGUUGGAUGCAGUUGUAUGACCGGUGGUCUUCCGUUGACGAUAUUGGCUCGUUAGCCGUGGUUCAUCAGAUGCUGGAAUCAGACCCAAGGAAGGGCUUACUUUUUUUCCGUCAAUCCCUUCUUCUCCUGCGGUUGAAUUGCCCUAAAGCAGCCAUGCGUAGCUUGAGGAAAGCGCGGGACAACGCAGGUAGUGAUCACGAACGGCUUGUGUACGAAGGCUGGAUUUUAUAUGAUACAGGUCACCGUGAAGAAGCUUUGCAGAAGGCAGAAGAGUCUAUUGCUUAUCAGAGGUCCUUUGAGGCAUUUUUUUUGAAAGCCUAUGCUUUAGCAGACACCAGCUUGGAUCCUUCCUCAUUCGCCAAGGUGGUGGAGUUGCUAGAGGAAGCCCUAAAAUGUCCUUCAGAUGGACUCCGCAAGGGCCAGGCAUUGAACAACCUCGGAAGUGUGUACGUAGACUGUAACGAAUUCAAACUCGCCGCCGAUUGCUAUGUAAAUGCCCUUAAAAUCCGCCAUACUCGAGCCCACCAAGGCUUGGCUCGUGUUCAUGCGUUACAAGGGGACAGAAAGGCAGCCCACGAAGAGAUGACAAGACUCAUUGAAAAAGCCCGCAACAAUGCUUCUGCAUAUGAGAAAAGGUCCGAGUACUGUGAACGUGACAUGACAAUGGCCGAUCUGAGCAUGGUCACUCAGCUGGACCCGCUGCGCACAUAUCCCUACAGAUAUCGAGCCGCAGUUUUAAUGGAUGGUCACAAGGAGCGGGAAGCAAUCAUGGAGCUUAGCAAGGCGAUUUCAUUCAAUGCCGACUUGCAACUCCUUCACCUUCGUGCUGCUUUUCACGAAUGCAACGGAGACUUCGAAGGAGCAAAACGCGAUUGUCGGGCAGCUCUAUCUGUGGAUCCUACUCACAGUGACACUUUGGAAUUGCACAGCCGGGUUACGAACCGUGAAGCGUGAGGAUUCUUGCAAUCAACUUUAUCAGGAGGACCAAACUUCUGGCCCCACGGCUAUUUCCUUGAAGCCUGGGACCAAGUUUGGUCCUCCUCGAUAUGUGUGCUCUACAUAUAUUAUUCCAGUAAAUAGCAUGUAGCCACAAUUCAUUCGAUAUGUGUGCAUUAUGAGCAAUGUGGACAGAAAUUCAUUUGAUUGCCUCUGCGGAGGCACCCGGAUAGAGUGGAAUUCUUACUCUCUCCAGUGUUUAGAUACUUGCUCCCUCAGGUAACGUCGUGUGUGUGAGUAAUGCUUUGAAGCAAACUGCUAGGAGUGUAACCUACUUCCAGCAGGUUUCAAAAUGACCAUUAUUGUAAUAUGUACCAUCGAAGCAUUUAUACGAUGUUCCUAUAAAGCGGACGCGAUUGACCAA
Messenger RNA from Physcomitrium patens, 4373 nucleotides. RefSeq names its product ethylene-overproduction protein 1. Gene Ontology annotation, molecular function: protein binding. Gene Ontology annotation, biological process: negative regulation of ethylene-activated signaling pathway. Lineage: Eukaryota; Viridiplantae; Streptophyta; Bryopsida; Funariales; Funariaceae. The record is from RefSeq and is a predicted model, not a curated record.